AUGAGCUGCCAGGGUAUCGGUCUUAGACAGGUGCAUGUGCUGCUCCUAUGGGAGGGGGUCGCUCUGGGCCUGUGCUGCUGCUGGACCUGGGCUGGGGUUGCUGGCGCCUCGGCCGGACCCAGUGAUGCUGGGCCCAUGGGCUGGCUGCUGUCGGGCAAAGGGCCCUUCCACGACUCCCUGGAGUUCACAGAGUCUGUGGCGAGAUACCAGCAGGGCUACACCACCAGAUACAAGAUCUACAGGUGA
Coregonus sp. 'balchen' is the source of this 246-nucleotide messenger RNA. Lineage: Eukaryota; Metazoa; Chordata; Actinopteri; Salmoniformes; Salmonidae. The record is from the annotation of a GenBank genome assembly.